Molecule: messenger RNA, 1917 nt
Organism: Anneissia japonica
Lineage: Eukaryota; Metazoa; Echinodermata; Crinoidea; Comatulida; Comatulidae
Product: gamma-aminobutyric acid receptor-associated protein
Exons: 4
Coding region: 107-466 (119 amino acids)
Biological process (GO): autophagy of mitochondrion; cellular response to nitrogen starvation; macroautophagy
Cellular component (GO): autophagosome membrane; cytosol; autophagosome
Molecular function (GO): ubiquitin protein ligase binding; GABA receptor binding
Source: RefSeq, a predicted model, not a curated record
ACAAUAAUAAACAAGACGCCAUUUUAGUCAGGAGUCGAGAAUUUCGGAAAGUGAACAAUAUCGUCAUCAUUUUGUAGGCAGAUUUACAGAAGUCUAUACGUUAAAUAUGACAAUGAAAUGGCAAUACAAGGAAGAACAUCCCUUUGAGAAAAGGCGACAAGAAGGAGAGAAAAUAAGAAAGAAGUAUCCUGAUAGAGUACCAGUAAUCGUUGAAAAGGCAGCAAAAGCACGAAUUGGUGAUUUAGACAAGAAAAAGUACUUGGUACCGUCAGACCUAACAGUCGGGCAGUUCUACUUUCUAAUUCGGAAGCGGAUUCAACUGAGACCAGAAGAUGCACUGUUUUUCUUUGUAAACAAUGCAAUUCCACCAACAAGUGCAACAAUGGGUCAAUUAUACCAGGAACAUCAUGAAGAAGAUUUCUUCCUUUACAUUGCAUACAGCGAUGAAAGCGUUUAUGGAAACUAAUUGAAUUAACAGACGAUAUUGUUUGAUUGCUUUGUGUAAAUUUGUGUACAUAUAUGAAUUUGCUUGAGCCUAAAAGUCAAAUUUUAUUAGCUCUUUUUGGAUGACAUUAUACAAUAUCUGAUAUGAACUUAGAAUUAUCCAUUUAAAUGGAUUGUGUUAUUGUAAAAAAUCCUCAAGAAAUAAUACUGCAAGCUAUAAAUCCCAUGAGUAAUGUUUCCUUUCUUAUGUAUGGUUUGAUGUUUCCAUAGGGAAACAACCAAAUCUGACAACAGCUAGAUAUUAGGGGAAAAUGUGUUUUUAUUGAUUAUGUCAUAAAUUAUUGUACAAUAUGGCAUAUAGUAUUGUAAAAGAAAUUUGAUAUAAUCAAUUGUUAAAUUAUUUAAUACAAUGUAUGCAUUAAGUUUUAGUAUCUUAAUUUUUAGACACACAUGCAUAUUUUUUACUCCAUGACUUCAUGAAAAUUAUAGGUUAUCACUAAUAGAAAAUGUCUUUAAAAAAUCUGUAGUGGAAAUAUAUGUGCUAUACCCCAAAAAGAAGUUGGGCCUCAACACUGCAAUUAACAUAUCUGUUAGAAUUAUGGUGUUAGUUUUUUGUGCAAACAAAUAAUUCCUUUGGCAAUUGAAAUCGAUUACUUAUUUGCAAUAAUAUUUACAGCACUUCUUAAAUACUUGCAAAGAAGAUACUUUUUUUUUUUUUAAGAUUUAGGGCCUUGUCUGUUGAAUGGUUAUAUACAAUAUUCAUAUUCAUGCUCAGGAGCUAUUCACAACAUUGGUGAUUGUGUAAAUGUUGUAUUUAACGAAGUUCAAAACUUUACCAAUUUAUUAUAAUCACAAAAUUGAAAGUUUGUGGUAUAAAAACCAAAAAAAGAUGAUGCCAUUAUGCAAACAAAAAAUUAGGUUAUGUCACUUCCAGAUGCCAUGAAGUUCUGCUGUCUUUAGCUUAGAAAAUACUAAAAUUGUGCGCCGACAUGCUUUGUCCUGUAUACCCAUUGAGUCAUACCAGGCCCAAAUUGCCAGAUCACUGGUGCCACACCUAGUCAUUAAAAACCAGUCAAAAUAUACAGCAAUGUUAUCUGCAACCAAUUAUUUUAUGGAAACUAACAAUGUUACACAGUAAAUCAAUUAAUCUCAAUGUUUAACAAAAACAUUUUUGAUGUAUUGGUAAACAUGUAAUAUCGCUGAUUAUUGUGGCCAGGAAUUUUGGUAUGUUUAAAAUUUUAGGUGGGGGGGCAGUCACCCACAUCAUUUGCCAUCAAAUUAACUAACACUUUUCUCCAAAUUCUUUUUUUUUUUCAUUGUCCUAAUUUACAUAUUACAUACGGUAAGUAUAAUGCAUUAUAAUUGUGUUAGCUUAGAAAUACUUGUCAACCUUAGUACAGCAUUUCAAAUUGAUUUUUAAAAUAUUUAAUGAAAAUGUAUGCUCUAUUCUAUUUUAUUAAAUGUUAAAAUCUA